CUGCUUCCUGACGCCCGACGAGGGACGAACAUUCCCGGGCACGGGAGUCGACUCUCAACCGAUCCCCCCUCGCAAAACCAGCUUUUUGAUAUCCCUAAGAGGAAACAAGCCUUACAAAUUGUUGCAUGGGGCGUUGUCUCUAAUAAACAUGGCCGCCAGCGUGCACUGUUCCUACUGCCGGGAGGACCUCGGGGGUAGGAGGUUCGUCCGCAACGAGGGCCGCCCGGUGUGCGUGCGCUGCCACACCAAAUUCUGUGCCAACAACUGCGCCGAGUGCCAUCGACCCAUCUCUGUGGAAUCAAAGGAGCUGAACCACAAGGGACGCUACUGGCACGAGGACUGUUUCCGAUGCGGAAAGUGUUACAAGCCGCUGGCGAAGGAGCCUUUUACCACCAAGGAUGAUCGCAUCCUGUGUGGGAAGUGCUGCUCCAGGGAGGAGGCGCCACGCUGCCACGGCUGCUAUAAAGCCAUCCUGGCUGGAACAGAGAGCGUGGAGUACAAAGGCAACUCGUUUCAUGAUGAGUGCUUCACCUGUUGCCAGUGUAAACGACCAAUGGCGUCACAGAGCUUUGUCUCCAAAGGGAGCGACGUCUAUUGCAGCCCCUGCUACGACAACAAGUUUGCCAAAGUCUGCGUUUCCUGCAAUAAGCCCAUAGUGUCAGGAGGAGUCAAUUACCAGGAGCAGCCUUGGCACGGACACUGUUUUGUGUGCAGCUCCUGCUCCAAACCGUUGGCCGGGUCCAGCUUCACCACGCACCAGGACAACGUCUUCUGCGUGGACUGCUACAAGAACAUCGUGGCUAAGAAAUGCAACGGUUGCCAAAUGGCCAUUACAGGUUUUGGCAAAGGAGUGAACGUUGUGACGUACGAGGGAGGCUCCUGGCACGAAUACUGCUUCAACUGUAAGCGAUGUUCCCUCAGUCUGAUCAACAAGCCCUUUGUGACCAAGGGGCGGGACAUCCUGUGUCCAGACUGCGACAGCAACUAGAAGCGGAAAAGAAAAGAAAGCUUGCGAGCUGUUAAGUUUGGACCUUUGGUGGUUAAAUGUCUUUAUUUCAAUGUUGUGAGGCGGCCAUUCUUGUUGCCAACACUCUGGGGAAAUCCCAUUUGAAAAUAUAAGAAAAAAAAUAUUUUUAUCUAAUGGCUCAUAUUUAACAAAAAGUAUUGGCAUUUUCGCAUACUGUAAGUUGUUACAGUAGUAGUGCUAAAACAAAAAACAUAAAAUGCACAAUGGUCUGGAGUACUACUUUAUGUGCACAAAAAAGCCAAAGAAAAAGUAAAAAAACAUUUUCAUAUUUCAUACUUUCCAUGCGUUUUUCUUCGUUAGUUCAGUAUGGACAGAUUACAGUGGAACCUCGAUUUACAAGCCUAAUUGGUUCUUCAACAGGGCUCGUGAAUCAAAAAGUUUGUACAGUGAAGCAAAUUUCUCCAUAAAAAACAAUAAAUAUGAAUAAUGGGUUCCAGCCUCAACAAAAGUUAAGUUUUGCACAUUUUGAACACAAUAUCAUCUCCGCUCGGGAUGGUCUCCUGCUGGCCCCACUAUGGACUGGACUUUCACUAUUAUGUUAGAUCCACCAUGGACUGGACUCUCACUAUUAUGUUGGAUCCACUAUGGACUGGACUCUCACAAUAUUGAUAGAUCCACUCAACGACCAAUGCACCGGUCCCACAUUGUCCCAUUGGGUUGAGUUUUUCAUUGCCCUGAUGUGGGAUCUGAACCGAGGUUGUCGUUGUGGCUUGUGCAGCUCUUUGAGACACUCGGGAUUUAGGGCUACAUAAGUUAACACUGAUUGAUAGAUUGAUAUAAAGUGCUACACAGUAUUGUAUAUCAAACAAACAAAGUUUGUCUUUAUCAACAAUGUAAAACAACAGCAAGCUGAACUGUCCUGUGUGCUCUGCUCUGCCAACACGCGCGCACACAUACAGAAAUCCCUGUGGCGCCUUCACACACUAUCAGAAAUCACAAAAAUCCUUAACUUUAACAACCAUAUUGCUACAAUAAUCCAUCCAUCCAUUUUCUACCGCUUUUCCCCUUUGGGGUCGCGGGGGGUGUUUGCGCCUAUCUCAGCUGCACAUGGGUCGGAAGGCGGUGUACACGCUGGACAAGUCGCCACCUCAUCACAGGGCCAACACAGACAGACAACAUUCACGCUCACAUUCACACACUAGGGCCAAUUUAGUGUGGCCAAUCAAACUAUCGCCACAAUAAUUAACAUUUUAAAUAGAAAAUACCCAUCCAUCCAUCCAUUUCCUAUCGCUUAUUCCCUUUGGGGUCGCGGGAGGCGCUGGUACCUAUCUCAGCUACAAUCGGGCGGAAGGCGGUGUAAACCCAGGACAAGUCGCCAUCUCAUCGCAGGGCCAACACAGAUAGACAGACAACAUUCACGCUCACAUUCACACACUAGGGCCAAUUUAGUGUUGCCAAUCUACCUAUCGCAACAAUAAUUAACAUUUUAAAAAGAAAAUACCACUUGCACUAUAUUAUCGGCAAAAGUCCUCUCGUGAGCAUUUCCUCACGAGAGAGGAACAAGCAGACAUGGAGAAACCGGAGGGGGCGAGAGGGAGGAGCCGUGUGUGCACCGAUGGAAGAGGAGCCGCUGAACAAGAGGUAGUCUUAUUCUCUGCUGUGAAAUAAGUCAGCUUUGGCCUAUGUUUCCAGAAAAGUCAGUUGAAAACUUGCUGUGUUACGAAGCUAUCUUCAUCAAAUCUCCUUAUUACAAGUAAGCACAAAAUGGCUGCGAGCGUGACACAACAUGAAUAAAUCAAGCAAUCGUACACGGAGGCAUAUUUGGCGCGGACUAAAGGUUUGUAAGUCGAGGUUUCACUGUAUUUGUAUGAUUACCUAGUAAAAUCAAUACACCAGCUUGUUUUUUAUACUUGAAAUGGGAUUAUAUACAUGAUUAUAUAUUAAGCCCACACUUGGUUAUCUUCAUUGUUGUCAUUCCAAAAUGCAUGCUAACGUGUAAGCAUUAGCAUUCGAUUUUUUUGAAAGUACAUCUUUUUUUUAAAAAUGUUUUUCAGUUAUGUGUCAUUCUGUAUAAAAUAAACAUGUUCAAACAAUUAUUAA
Nerophis ophidion (straightnose pipefish) is the source of this 3067-nucleotide messenger RNA. Its product is annotated as four and a half LIM domains protein 1-like. The record is from RefSeq and is a predicted model, not a curated record. Lineage: Eukaryota; Metazoa; Chordata; Actinopteri; Syngnathiformes; Syngnathidae. The coding region runs from base 149 to 988 and encodes 279 amino acids. Gene Ontology annotation, molecular function: transmembrane transporter binding. Gene Ontology annotation, biological process: muscle organ development. The transcript has 7 exons.